UUCAAGAGUCAGUGUGACAAGACCGUGGUCGAAAGCACACGAAACAAUGCAUCAUUAGAUGUCUCUGACGCAACAAUUCUGAGGUUUUUGCGCUCUGUGAAUUUUGAUGUUGAUCGUGCCCUUUCUCGUUUCUGUAUCGCGGAGCAGAGGAGAAACAAACAUGGUCUUGAAUUGUUUUACCAAAAUGUGGAUAUUUCGUUAUAUGAAAUGUCAAGGAAAAUGGUGAGCAGCAAAUUUUCACUACCGAAUUUGUUUGUUUCUUGUUACUAA
Molecule: messenger RNA, 270 nt
Organism: Penicillium odoratum
Lineage: Eukaryota; Fungi; Ascomycota; Eurotiomycetes; Eurotiales; Aspergillaceae
Product: CRAL-TRIO domain-containing protein
Exons: 2
Source: RefSeq, a predicted model, not a curated record